AUACAUUUAAAGUAUAUAGUUUCUAGUUAUUUCGUGCCAGGUUUAAAAAAAAGUUUAACAAAAACCAGGUAUCGGAAACGUCUUAUCGGCGCGAAACCACGCUGCGAUAAGAUAGCCCUGCGCCCAACCACCCAGUCGGAGGUAUUGCCGAGGUCUGAGUUUUUUAUAUUUGUUUAUUUUUAAUUUAUCGAGAUACGGAUCCCUAACCGAGAUAUGAACUUAACUGAUCGGUGAUUACACGAACCUGACCGAUCAAAAUGUGUGAACCUAACCGACCUAAGUGAUCUAAAUAUCGGUUAGCGAAUCUAACCGAUCAGGAUGUGAACUUUAUCGGUCAGGAUAGUGAAGUUGAUCAGUCGUCAAAAUGUGAACUCAACCUUUCAGAAUGUGAACAGAGUAGAACCGCACGUUGUGGACAUAGCGCGGAAUAGUACACGUUAUUUUAAAAUAUAACAUUUUAUAGUAACUAAGGAUUUUGGAACAUAUCCUUGGCGAUUGAUUACGUUUAUCACCGAGAGAGUGGUUAUGUGAAGUAAACAAGACCUCGCGCAAUCUCGCGUCAUAUCGCAAAUUGUUUCAGUUUCGUAAAGAUUGUUUUGUAUUAUCGAAAUGUUUAAAAAAUGUAUUUAUUCUACUCUUUAGACUUUCUCGCACGUAUCGGCAGCUGAAACUUAAACGUCAAACAUGACGUCAAAGUUAAUUAAUAACAUUGAUUAAAAGUGUGAAAUUGUUUUCGAAAAGGAAUAGUAAUUAGAUAAUAUUUAUCUUCCAAAUAUAUUUUGCUCUUGCAAAGAGCAUCUUUCAACUGACACCAAUCUUCUCGCGCAUAUAUACGUGACAGAUAUUUUCAUCCGUUACCAAACGCGAACUCGAUUUUGCACUCCGCUUGGAGCUUGAGAAAAUCAUCGAAGUGAUCGCCGCGCCCGGAAAGGGAUUGCUGGCCUGCGACGAGUCACCGUCGGCUAUGGACGAGAAGUUCCAGGAGAUCGGCGCUGAAAACACUGAGGCCAAGAGACGCGAAUAUCGGGAGAUGCUGCUGUCUGCGAAUAAGCUCUCGCGAUACAUCAGCGGCGUGAUUCUGCAUCACGAGAUGAUUUAUCAGACAACGUCGGAAGGCGUGGAUUUUGUUGAGUUCCUGCGCCGAAGAAAGAUUCUGGCUGGCGUGAAGGUCGACAAAGGCCAAGUGCCGCUCUUCGGUACCGAAGACGAGACGACCACGCAGGGUCUCGACGACUUGCAUCGGAAUUGCGUUCGCUACAAAAAGGACGGCUGUCACUUUGCCAAGUGGAGAUGCGUCUUUUCCAUCUCGGAGCAACGCCCCAGCCGGCUGGCCAUGACCACUAACGCAAACGUUCUUGCGAGAUUCGCCAGUAUCUGUCAGAGCGCGCGGAUGGUCCCUAUAGUGGAACCGGAAGUACUCAGCAGAGGUGAACACGAUAUCGAUCGGGCGUUGCAGGUUCACGAGGAGAUGCUGUCCAUCUUGUUCCGCGUGCUGAACGAGCACCGCGUGUACCUCGAAGGGAUGAUACUGAAGACGGCGAUGGUGUUGCCGGGAAUCACGAACGUGAUCCAAUUCACGCCACAGAUCAUUGCCGAAUACACGAUAAGAGCGUUCAAGAGAACAGUUCCGGUUGCAGUUCCGGCGAUAUUUUUUCUAAGCGGCGGCCAAACCGACGAGAACUCCAUCUUGAAUCUCAACGCUAUUAACGUGUGCAACGAUAAGAAACCAUGGAGACUCAGUUUCUGCUAUGGACGUGCUCUGCAGGAUACAGCGAGAAGAAUUUGGAAUAACAAACCGGAGAAGGUAGAAGAAGCCCAAGAGAUGCUCCUCAAAAGAGCCAAAUUGUGCUCCGAAGCGUCGUUAACUCGCAAAGAACGAUACACGCGCUUCAACGAUCGUCGACGUUAUUUGAGAUUGAUAGAAAAAUCGACAGAGAAAAAUCACAUAGAGGACGCGUUCUUCCUUUGACCUCAGGUUUUAGGGUCAAUAAAAUGAAAGCCGAUCUCGACCAGCUGAUCGCGCGUGUACCUCCUCGCCUCGCCAUUGACGACCCUAUGUGGUUG
Messenger RNA from Pseudomyrmex gracilis, 2064 nucleotides. RefSeq names its product fructose-bisphosphate aldolase-like. The transcript has 7 exons. Gene Ontology annotation, molecular function: fructose-bisphosphate aldolase activity. NCBI's taxonomy places the organism in Eukaryota, Metazoa, Arthropoda, Insecta, Hymenoptera, Formicidae. Gene Ontology annotation, cellular component: cytosol. Gene Ontology annotation, biological process: glycolytic process; fructose 1,6-bisphosphate metabolic process. The coding region runs from base 965 to 1969 and encodes 334 amino acids. The record is from RefSeq and is a predicted model, not a curated record.